Messenger RNA from Paecilomyces variotii, 1890 nucleotides. RefSeq names its product putative chromatin assembly factor 1 subunit C. Gene Ontology annotation, molecular function: histone binding. The record is from RefSeq and is a predicted model, not a curated record. Lineage: Eukaryota; Fungi; Ascomycota; Eurotiomycetes; Eurotiales; Thermoascaceae. Gene Ontology annotation, biological process: regulation of gene expression. The transcript is spliced from 6 exons. Bases 149 to 1459 code for a protein of 436 amino acids. Gene Ontology annotation, cellular component: nucleus; Rpd3L-Expanded complex; cytoplasm.
CUGCUUCUCUCGACCUCUGCAGCACUUGCGAGCUCGAAUACGGUCUAUUGACCACUCUAGUCUGGUGAAUCCCAGUUGAUCUUGCGUUCCACCUUUUCGCUUCAGCUCUCAGACUCGCUUCCAGUAAUUUUUCGAGCAAACAGAAACCAUGGAGCCUUAUGACGACGGUUUCAUUGAGGAGCAGGAAGAGCAGGAAGAAGAGAGAACGGAGGAGAAGAUCAUCAACGAAGAGUACAAAACAUGGAAGAAAAAUGCGCCCUUCCUCUAUGACAUGAUCCUCAGCACAGCUCUCGAGUGGCCGACUCUCACAACGCAAUGGCUACCUGAUAAGCAACAGGUUCCGGACAAGCCAUAUUCCACGCACCGUCUCUUGAUAGGAACGCACACCUCGAGCGAUGCGCAAAACUACUUACAAAUCGCGCACGUCCAGCUGCCCAACCCAAGCGCUCCUGAUGCAGAAGAUUACGAUGAAGAGCGCGGGGAGAUUGGCGGUUAUGGUGGCAGCUCGAAGAAGCCUCCGAUGGAGAUCAAAUUCAACAUUGUGCAAAAGAUUGACCACAAGGGCGAGGUCAACAAGGCGCGCUAUCAACCACAGAACCCUAACAUCAUUGCCACGAUGUGUACGGAUGGAAGAGUCAUGAUCUGGGACCGUUCGAAGCACCCCAGUCUGCCAACGGGCACCGUCAACCCACAGCUGGAAUUGCUAGGGCACACGCGAGAAGGCUUUGGCCUGAGCUGGAGCCCGCAUACUGCCGGACAUCUCGCGACUGGAAGUGAGGACAAGACUGUCCGUCUAUGGGACCUGAACACAUACACGAAAGGCAACAAAGCUCUGAAGCCCGCCCGAACAUAUACCCAUCACUCGUCUAUUGUCAAUGACGUCCAAUACCACCCACUGCACUCUUCUCUUAUUGGUACCGUUUCCGACGAUAUCACGCUACAGAUUCUCGACAUCCGAGAGCCUGACACGACUCGUGCCGCUGCCAUGGCUGAAGGCCAGCACCGUGAUGCCAUUAAUGCUAUUGCAUUCAACCCAGCUGCAGAGACCGUUUUGGCAACCGGAUCCGCAGACAAGUCUAUUGGCUUGUGGGACCUGCGCAACCUCAAGUCAAAACUGCAUGCGCUCGAGUGCCACACCGAAUCAGUCACGUCUUUGUCCUGGCAUCCAUUUGAGGAGUCCGUCCUGGCCAGUGCCAGCUAUGACCGGAAGAUCAUGUUCUGGGACCUCAGCCGGGCUGGUGAAGAGCAGACUCCCGAGGAUGCGCAGGAUGGACCGCCUGAAUUGCUCUUCAUGCACGGUGGUCACACCAACCGCAUUUCCGACUUCAGCUGGAACCUCAAUGACCCUUGGGUUCUUUGCUCUGCAGCGGAGGACAAUUUGCUUCAGGUGUGGAAGGUCUCGGAUGCUAUUGUGGGCAAGGACCUGGAGGACGUUCCCACUGAGGAACUGGAAGCUUAAGUAACCUUGUUGACAAACCAAAAUACAACGGGAGUAUCCGAACACUCCUGCGACGUCGAUAUCACCGCACGCGCCAUAUAUGGCGCAGUAAAGAAAAAAGGGGGGCCAUACAAUCAGCACUCCAAAGAGAGAAGCUGUGCGGUUUCUCGUCCCGUGUCCAUCUAUCCGUCACUACCAGCAUCAUUGCUCCUAUUUCUCUCCCUUCUCUGGCAUAAUCUGUUUUCCGGGAAUCCGUGAGAAAUCGGGGAUAUCAAUAUUGCGCAUGAGAGUCCUACCCGUCCUCUAUUGAACUUCUGUGAUCUUUUCGCUUUUUGAUCGAUGUAUGUAUGACUGACUGAAUUAUCUGCGGCUCUUAUUUAGCAUUACUAGUCAGGUCCGGGGAAUAGGUAUCUGAUUCGACUGAAUAAACUAUGGAACGAGUGACUUUAAAA